This is a messenger RNA of Schistosoma haematobium, 470 nucleotides long. RefSeq lists its product as uncharacterized. Lineage: Eukaryota; Metazoa; Platyhelminthes; Trematoda; Strigeidida; Schistosomatidae. The record is from RefSeq and is a predicted model, not a curated record. The transcript has a single exon. The coding region runs from base 1 to 354 and encodes 117 amino acids. Gene Ontology annotation, biological process: sleep; regulation of synaptic transmission, cholinergic; positive regulation of voltage-gated potassium channel activity.
AUGAACAAAAGUAACCCACCAUGUGAGGAUCCAGUCAGUGCUCAUAUCACGAUUCAACGACCAUGUCGUCAAACGAUACCUGGACAUGAAGGUUUGUUCUAUGCCCACUACUGCACAAAAAUAAAGGGUAUUCGCCAGAAGGACGGUUCCAGUUUACUGAUACGGAGAUGCUCUAUGGAUAAACUAACCGACAUACCAACUCACUGUGGACAAUUCCAAUUAGAUGAUGACUUAUACCACGGAUGCAUUGCGACUUGCUCCAAAGACUGGUGUAAUACUGGUGAUAGACCUUCAGUUUCUGUCAGGAUGUUAACAUUAUGUUUGCUUACUUUAUCGUAUACUGUGAUACUUUAGUUAAAUUAGCUAAUACAAACCUAAAUUAUUGCAGGUGGUAUGUGUAACGACAUUAUUAUUACAUCACGAUCAAACCAAACUUUGCAUUUAACAUAUCAUAUAAGUGUAACACUUAA